Eutrema salsugineum is the source of this 1209-nucleotide messenger RNA. Its product is annotated as prolyl-tRNA synthetase associated domain-containing protein 1. The record is from RefSeq and is a predicted model, not a curated record. Bases 102 to 1022 code for a protein of 306 amino acids. NCBI's taxonomy places the organism in Eukaryota, Viridiplantae, Streptophyta, Magnoliopsida, Brassicales, Brassicaceae. The transcript is spliced from 12 exons. Gene Ontology annotation, molecular function: aminoacyl-tRNA deacylase activity.
CAACAAUUUAUCGGUGUCAAAAAAAAAAAAAAUAAUUUAUCUUCGAGCUCCUUUGCUCUGUCUCAGUCCGCCGAAUUCUUUGAUUUGUUACUUAAUUACAAAUGGGUUUCUCCAAAGAUCAGCUGCUUAAUCAUCUUCAGGAACUUGAGAUUGAUUAUUCCAAGUAUGAGCAUCCUCCUGUUCUAACAGUCGAAGCACAGGCUAAGUAUGUAAGUAGUAGCGAGGGGGCACUAAGUAAGAAUCUCUUCUUGAAGGACAAGAAACAUCGAUAUUACAUCGUUUCAGCUAUGGUAGAUACAAAAGUUGACAUUAAAGUUUUAUCUCAGAGACUUGGUCUUGGAAAAGGAGGAAUAAGAAUGGCUCCUGAAGAAGCACUUGGUGAGCUAUUGCAGGUGUCCCUUGAAUGUGUUACCCCAUUUGCCGUUGUAAAUGAAUCAGCAAGAGAUGUAUCGCUCUUGCUAGACAAAAAUUUCAAGAACCCAACACGCUGCAUCUUCCACCCAUUGUCUAACGACGUCUCAAUCUCUCUUAACACAUCGGGUCUGGACAAGUUUCUCCGAUCGAUUGGGAGAGAUCCCGUAUACAUUGACCUCGAGGCUAACCCGGUGGUUGGUAAAGACCAGCCUCCAGAUCUAGCUGUCUAUGUUCCGUUUAAUUCAGUUGUUGUUCCCGAGCUUCCUAAUAAAACACCUUCUGUACAAACCCCUCCAAAGAAUGAGUCAGGAGAGACUAAGCCUGUUACUUCAGCCAAACCAAGCAAAUCAGCCUGUAAGUUCAAGAAUGUCGCUGAGAAUUCAGCUCCAUUAGCUUUCAAGAACCCCGAGAAAUUCGUGGAGGAGAUUUUGGACAAAACAUCAGCUCUAUUUUUGUCCGAGGGGAAGGGAAAGAGUGUGGAGGCUUUGACAGAAACACAGAGAAAACGCCUUGCCGCAGAGUUAACACACCUCGCUAUUAUGUACAAAAACACAGCGUACACGGAAGGUUUUCAAGCCGGUAAAUGUUACCAACCAAAGCGACUGUAAGAGAGGUUCGGUUUGCAUGCAGAAUGGGAGAUAUUGGAGAAGAGAAAAACAUACCGGUUUACGCAUUCUCUAUUUUCUUCGUUGUACAACAGAUUUAGUUAGACCAAAAAAAAUAUUAUGAGUAUUUAAUUUGAGUUUUGGAUCCAGUUCAAAGCUAACUAAAAAUAUCACCAAAUCAUUGAGUUUU